This is a messenger RNA of Amoebophrya sp. A25, 5353 nucleotides long. Lineage: Eukaryota; Dinophyceae; Syndiniales; Amoebophryaceae. The record is from the annotation of a GenBank genome assembly.
CUCAGAAUUCAUUGACGUUUUUUUCCAUCAGGGAAUACAGAGAAAAACGUAUGGGAUGGAAUAUGGAGAGAGUCGGUUGAUUUAAUGAAAUCGGGCAUUUUUUUUCUCGAGCCUCCUACUUGCAAUACUACUGCGGUAGCAGCACGCUAUAGCACUAGUGCGUUCCUUGUUUAAUCGACGAACAAGAGUCCACCUUAUUUUUUCACCCGGACGAGACUUCCAAACUGCUAUUGAGUUAUGCGUUGCCCUGCUUCUCCUCAACGUUUGUUUCUCUUAAAAAAGAAGAUCACUAUUUUCUAUUCACGCAGUUCCACUUUCUAGCUGCUCGCUCCAGUUGCCGCGCCUAGAGAUCCUGAAGUUGAAUGAGAAUUACGUCAUCCAAAAGAACAUGAUUUACAAAAAAGAUCAUCAGAAGAGUCUUCAGUUCCUCAGUAGAGGCCUUUUCUAAUUGGUUUGCAAAAGAAUGUCUUUGUGCAUUCGCCAUUCGCCAUGUUUUGAUAAGCAAAAGCAAGAACUUGUUGUGCCAUGAUAUUCAUUCGCUCAGCGGCGGCGGCGGGUCAGUUGCGUUUUAGCGUUGACAAAGAAACUAAGCAGCCAGACUAAAGCUGCUUAAACUCAUCUUAUCUACAAAUAGAAACUUCAUUUUCCUUCCCUCCCCUCCAGGCGCACCUCCACUUGAUGACUUUUUUGUGAAGAUUAAGACUUGAACUUUAAGGACAGUUUUUCUACCUCCGUAGUAGUUACUCACUACUUCUAGUAGAUGAAGUUGUAGUACACUCCAGAUUGUGUGAAUGGUAAUCAAAACUGCGAUCAUAAUUAUCAGAGAAAUUUAUGAUGCCUAACUAUCUCCGGCAACACGCUUGCACCAGAAUGCUUCGUAGUAACAGGCGUCUGCUUCUGGACAGUACUCUAUUUUCGACGACGGCACCAGACGCUACAACUGUUAACACAAAAAGAACAAUGCAUGAAGGAAUGAAAAGACCCUAGGACAAUAACACUCCCCCUUCCCCUCUUCUUCUUGCUGAACUUAAUACCCCUCGAAUGGGUCGUAAACUACUACUACUACUAACACGUCGACUAGCAGCACCGAACCAACAGGCGAGAAAAUGAGCAAAAAAGCAGGGAAGUGGGGUAGUAGGAAGAAGGCCCCUUGUGGCGCGAAUUACUCUGACAACGAGGAUGUGGAAUUGCCUGAGCUGGAGAGCGAGAAGAUUGACGGACUUUAUCGCAGACUUGAAGCGCCUCUGGCGACGGCAAUUGCAGACUUCAAGGCCGCUGAGAAAGGGAGAAAAAAGGGGAAAGGCAAAAAGGGCGAGGGCAAUGGGGGCAAAAAGGUUGACGGGUGGCAGGAUGGUAACAGGGCGCGAGCUGCUAGGGAAGAGGAAAGCCCACGGCGGACCGAGAAAGGCAAAGGGAAAAAGGGCAAGAGGAAAAGCGGAAAGAAGGGCGAGAAAGUAUCAAAGCGAAGCGGGGUGACGAGCAAACAGAAAGGCCUUGAGCGCGGGCGGGCCUCCUUGCUCACUGAAGGCAAUGGCAGAGGCGAGGGGCUGAAGGGCACUGUCAGAUGGAGUCCUCAUGUGGUGGAGUUGUUUUCGGGGAGCCGAGUGGAGCUGCGGCCGCGAGUGCAACAGCAGGCAGGCUCGGGUUCUUCUAGUUGCGGAGCAGUUCUUGAGGGUAAUGAGGUAGUAGCGCAGCGCCGAAAGACUCAGCGCACGCCACGCCACCGGCGGCACAAGAUGGAGGAGGAUCGCCAACACUGUGAGUGGCCUCAAGUAGUCGGUGGGGACGGAGACUUCUGGUGGGUGAAUAAAAAAGAGCAACUUAGUACUACGGAUGCAGAUUGGGAUGAUUUCCACGUCGGUGCUGUUGCUGACCAGUCUCUUGUUGAAGACGCUGAAGCCGUACAACAGGGUGAAGAGCAUCAGCAAGGCCAAGAGGUAGCAGAGUGGGAUAAGUAUGGCAUCGACGGGGAAUGGUGUCAAGAAGGGGAAGAAUGUUGCGCUGAAGCUGAGGCCGAAUGGGACUGGAAUGGGGAUGCGUACCUCUCUCCUGGAGAAUACGCCCCCGGCGAGGGGGCUGAGAACUGGCAAGACAACAGCGACGCAUAUGAUUGGGGAAAUCAAGAUGAUUGGGGCACUGCAGAAGGGAAAGCAUGGGAAGAAGAUGGUGGCGAGCAGGAUGCAGCUUCCUCCGUUCGACAAAGCAGCGCAAAGAACGAGAAGAUUUCGCUGACCCCACGCAACUGCUUCGUGCAACAAGAUGCUACGUUCUCGCAAGGUCGAGAUUCUUUGUCGUGUGGAAGUCCAACGCGCUCUGCCACCUUGCACUUGAAGAGACCGGGGCCAGAAGAUGAAGAGCGGGCAGCUCUGCAACAGCAGCAGCAGCAGGAGGAGCUGGAGAGGGUCAAGCGUGAAUAUGACGAAAAGCAGAAGAAAAUUCUGCAGCUUGAAGCUGAGCUCGAAAGCGCACGCGCUGCAAUACGCCACCAGCAGGAAGCAGGGGAGACACCUCUAGGGUACAAAGAGCCUCCAAAUAGGAAAACAUUAGCUGCAGAGGUCAACGCAGAACUACAACGACUACAUCAGCAGGAGAAGGCAGAAGCAGGUGUAGUUCCACUGAUAGAAGGGCAGGGUCUUAUGCCUCCUUUCUCUAGGACUACUGGGUCGCGUGCUCCUACGUCGUACUUAUCAAAAGCAAACUCUGAGGGCGAGGCGAGGAGCCAUCGUGAAGACCAUCUCGAAGACCUUCAUGCAGGACGUGAGCCCUCUUCCGGGUCCGCAGCAUCGCAUAGUGUUCCUUCGACCUCCAAUAGCUUGACAAAGUCGCCAACCAAAGGGACGCAAGAAGUUGGCACGUCCAGAGAACGCAACGCCAGACCUGCUGACGCACAGCUUUUAGUUCCUUCUAUUCGUCUUCCGACUCAGCGACCGUGCAGAAGCGUCGGUGCAACAAGCGAUCAUCGCAAGAGAAGUGUACUCGAUGUUGCAUCAGAGAGGAAAGGACGAAGACGCGACUCUCGGAGGCGAGCAUCGCGUAGCCGCAGCAAAAGACGGCAACGUCAGGAGAACGAAGUUCCGCGGCCUGCUCAUUCUGCGCAGUACGCCACGUCCGGCGUCGAUAAAACUCGCCAUGACACGUCGGCGCGCGAUGGUUUUGCUGCAGCUGCCUCACAAGCGCCAGGAACCCAGAAAGCUCACCCUACUUCGUCAUCUUCCUCAAGACGCAAGUAUGUUCUUCAAAAAAGAACACAUAUUCGGAACCCUACAUCUACUCCAAGCCCCACGACAUCGUCUUCUUCCAUGCUUUCGUCCAGGAAAAACGUCAACAACGACAUCAACUCGAUUCCGUCUGCGCCGUCAUCAGCGAGGGACGAUGUAGAAGAACGCUGGAGACGUGCUCAAGUAGCAAGGAUAACCGCGACUGGCUACAAAGGAGCUGCUCCAUCUAGUGGUGGUUCUGCACCUCCGUCAAAAAUUGUGCCAGUUGUACAGUCACAUGCUCCGACGAACACUACUAGCACAACUGCACCUGCUCCUUCUACAUCGAUUAGUACUCAGCGUGCAAGCGCCAACUUCUCCAAAAGAAGGGAACAAAAAGACGUAAACAUUGACGGAAGUGGCACCACGAGACCUGCAUGGGAAGAUAAAAAAGACCACAUGCGUCCUACGACAACUACGACCACAACAUCAUCUUCCUCUUCCCCACCGAAAAAGAUCAUGAAGACGAGCUCAUCCCCUAGCAACAAGGAGAACCUUAAUAUUUGGAGUAACACCUUAAUAUUUGGAGGAACACGAAUAACUGGUGCUUCCUACAUCAAGGGAAAUAAUGUUGGGCCCAUGACAUCCGGAGCGACGCCGUCUGCUGUCAAGAAUGUAGACAAAUGCGUCGGGCCUCUGCCUACGGAGACACAUCCAACAACUACUACAACUAGUACUUCCAGUACGGAGAGCAAAACGGGAGUAGAGCCACUUGUUCAAGCCCAAAGCUGCACCAAGAGUACGGCGUCUCACUUCGCACAAAUUUUAGGAGCCGCAGGAGUAAAUUACACCACGAGCAGUCACAAUCAACGUUAUGACGAUGAGGAAGAAGAAGGUGAGAUCAAUCUUGAUACGGAGUCAGAGAUGGACCCCUUAUCGCCGCAGCGGGCCCCUCAACGUUAUCUCCACAGUUCUGGGGAAGAGGUUAAUUCAUCAGAUGAAGACGAUGACUAUGUUUUGUCUUCUUCAGAAUCAGAUGGAAGUCGUGAGAGGAACAGGAGGAAAUCAAGUAGAUUCUAUUCUUCCAGCUGCGACGACGAUAAGCUUCUUAAAGAUAAUUCCAACAUUAACAGCAGUUCCAGUUCGCUUGGGGGCAGCGACAAUGCGAAAAUUAUCAGCAGCCGUCAAGAGAAGAGCAAUUAUUUCAGGCGGGCGGUACCCAUCAUAACCUCCACGACGACGCUCGUCCCGGAGGAGAGUGUGGUAGAAUCGAGGGCAAAGCCGAAGCGUUCUCUCCCGACACUGCCCAAUGAUCGAGACGAGGCAUCCUUCGAACCCGUGCCUUCAUCAAUGCAAAGAUCUGGAUUCGAAAAGCCAAAGAGUAGAGGUAACACAGCUACGUGUUCUUCAUCAAGCAGCGGUGGAAAAAUUGCACAUGAGAAGCAACAUCCUGCUCUACGUCCAGCACCAGCACCAGCACCAGCACCACCAGUGCAUAGUCGUAGACCACGUAGACGCUACUCCUCGUCCUCGUCUGGUGAUGAAGGCAAGGCAGGCAAAAACGAUGCGGGGAGCGACAUUCUGCGUGUACAGCGCAUGAUCGAGAAACAAGUUCAAUUGAAUGGGGGCGCUUUAACACUGGAACAAAAAACACAUGCGAAAACGCUUUGUGAGCGAAUACGAAAAGCUGAGCGAAUCAGGUGAAAUACACGAGGACUAGAUCUUACUUCAGGUGAGAAGAAGUUCUGACGCGGGUAGGGCGAGCAUCAAAUAGUAGUACUGCUAUUACAUUUGUCAUUCAUAACUACCAAUUUUUCUCAAUUUCUUUCCUUGCGCAACGAAUUAAUAUUUUUCGGCUUGAUCUCGUCACUGAGCACUAGUAUUAAUAUACUGAGCAUGUUAACGCAUAGUGCUUGUCUCCAGCAUACUGGCAUACUGCAACGCAAGAAAAAAUGCAUAUUUAGUUCACCAACAUGUGCUUAAAACAUAUUUUUUUACGGAAAACUACAACAAUUGGCGCCCGCCCUGGAAAUGAGUUCCAUCUUGUUUUCAUCGUCAUGUUAUCCAUUGCGCACAAAGACAAAGAGCUUACGACUUCUCAUCCAACUGACUCGCUUGUUUGCAUCUUGGCAGACCCGCUUAGACUCAUUAUGCAC